Molecule: messenger RNA, 426 nt
Organism: Saprolegnia parasitica CBS 223.65
Lineage: Eukaryota; Oomycota; Saprolegniomycetes; Saprolegniales; Saprolegniaceae
Exons: 2
Coding region: 1-426 (141 amino acids)
Source: RefSeq, a predicted model, not a curated record
AUGCUGCCGGAUGCCGAGCGUGCCAAGAUGGAUGCCAAGAUCGCCGACCUCAAGGCGCAACUCGCCAACCUGCAGAACCCGCCUCUGCAACGGCUCCAGCAGGAGCUCCAGGCGCUCGAGCAGCAAGAAAAGUCACUCCCCACCAAGCCGCAGUGGAAGAAGCGCGUGAUCGACAACCGGACGCGCUGGGUGCAGCUUACGACGCUGCCCGAAGCCGCGCGCGUUUUUUUUUUGUGCUCGACCACUUUACCCUCCUACGGCGCGAUCGAAGCUGUGGUCGUCGAGGGCGAGACGGCGUUUGUGCAGUUCCAGGAGCGCUUUGCCGGCGAAAAGGCCAUGAAGUUUGGACAGACGUACUUGAACACAGCGCUGACGAUGGCGUGGAGCGAGCAAGGCCCGGCGCCGACCGAGUCGAGCUCUGCGUAG